UGGUGUGAUCAUAACAACAUAAAGGAACUCAAGUCCUUCUGUUCAACUGACUUAGAAUUCCUCACAAUCAAAUGUCGACCGCAUUAUCUACCAAGAGAAUUAUCUUCGAUUAUAAUCACAGCCACAUAUAUUCCCCCCCAAGCAGACACAUCGAUGGCCCUGAACGAACUUUAUUUUACUCUAUGUAAACUGGAAACCACAUAUCCUGAGGCUGCAUUCAUUGUAGCUGGGGAUUUUAACAAGGCUAAUCUGAAAACAAAACUCCCUAAAUUCUAUCAGCAUAUCGAUUGUUCUACCAGGGUUGGUAAAACUCAGGAUCAUUGUUAUUAUAUCUUCCGCGACGCAUAUAAGGCCCACCCCCGUCCUCCUUUUCGGAAAAGCUGAAACAGCUAAAACAGAAAGCUCAGGUCUGUUUUCAACGCUGGUCCAACCAAUCUGAUUCCACGCUUCAAGAUUGCUUCGAUCACGUGGAUUGGGAUAUGUUCCACAUUGCAUUAAACAACAACAUUGAUGAAUACGCUGAUUCGGUGAGCGGGCUUAUAAGCAAGUGCAUCAUCGAUGUCGUACCCACAGCAACUAUUAAAACAUUCCCAAACCAGAAACCGUGGAUUGAUGGCAGCAUUCGCGCAAAACUGAAAGCGCGAACCACUGCUUUUAACCAGGGCAAAGUGACCAGAAGCAUGACCGAGUACAAACACUGUAGCUAUUCCCUCCGCGACGCAAUCAAACAAGCUAAGCGUCAGUAUAGAGAAAAAGUAGAGUCGCAAUUCAACGGCUCAGACACAAGAGGUAUGUGGCCCGUUGCGGACCAGGAUGUCUUGCUCCCAGACAGACUAAACAACUUCUUUGCUCGCUUUGAGGACAAUACAGUGCCACUAACACGGCCCGCUACCAAAACCUGUGGACUCUCCUUCACUGCAGCCGACGUGCGUAAAACAUUUAAACGUGUUAACCCUCGCAAAGCUGCAGGCCCAGACGACAUCCCCAGCCGCGUCCUCAAAGCAUGCGCAGACCAGCUGGCUGGUGUGUUUACGGGCAUAUUAAAUCAAUCCUUAUCCCAGUCUGCUGUUCCCACAUGCUUUAAGAGGGCCACCAUUGUUCCUGUUCCCAAGAAAGCUAAGGUAACUUAGCUAAAUGACUAUCGCCCCGUAGCACUCACUUCCAUCAUCAUGAAGUGCUUUGAGAGACUAGUCAAGGACCCUACCUGACACCCUAGACCCACUCCAAUUUGCUUACCGCCCCAACAGGUCCACAGACGACGCAAUCGCAACCACACUGCACACUGCCCUAACCCAUCUGGACAAGAGGAAUACCUAUGUGAGAAUGCUGUUCGUCGUCUACUGCUCAGCAUUUAACACCAUAGUACCCUCCAAACUCAUCAUUAAGCUCGAGACCUUGGGUCUCGACCCCGCCCUGUGCAACUGGGUACUGUACUGGACACCCCCAGGUGGUGAGGGUAGGUAACAACAUCUCCACCCCGCUGAUCCUCAACACUGGGGCCCCACAGGGGUGCGUUCUGAGCCCUCUCCUGUACUCCCUGUUCACCCACGACUGUGUGGCCAUGCACGCCUCCAACUCAAUCAUCAAGUUUGCAGAUGACACUACAGUGGUAGGCUUGAUUACCAACAACGACGAGACGGCCUACAGGGAGGAGGUGAGGGCCCUCGGAGUGUGGUGUCAGGAAAAUAACCUUACACUCAAUGUCAACAAAACAAAGGAGAUGAUCGUGGACUUCAGGAAACAGCAGAGGGAGCACCCCCUAUCCACAUCGACGGGACAGUAGUGGAGAGGGUGGUAAGUUUUAAGUUCCUUGGCGUACACAUCACGGACAAACUGAAUUGGUCCACCCACACAGACAGCGUGGUGAAGAAGGCGCAGCGGCACCUCUUCAACUUCAGGAGGCUGAAGAAAUUCAGCUUGUCACCAAAAGCACUCACAAACUUUUACAGAUGCACAAUCGAGAGCAUCCUGUCGGGCUGUAUCACCGCCUGGUACGGCAACUGCUCCGCCCACAACCGUAAGGCUCUCCAGAGGAUAGUGAGGUCUGCACAACGCAUCACCGGGGGCAAACUACCUGCCCUCCAGGACACCUACACCACCCGAUGUCACAGGAAGGCCAUAAAGACCAUCAAGGACAACAACCACCCGAGCCACUGCCUGUUCACCCCUCUAUCAUCCAGAAGCGGGAGCUUUUAUAUUUGGCUGUACUGUGGCACUGUGCUUUCUGAUAAGGGACCUCAUGUUUUACGUGAUUGGUGGAAUUACUGUUUCCAUCAUAGCGUUUGUCUUUACCAUCAAGUUCCUAUGUGAGCUUGCUGCGCGGGUGGUUAGCUUCCUGCAGAAUGAGGAUCCCGGGAGAAGGGGUGACCGCAGCAUCUACGACUAUGUACGAGGGAACUACCUGGACCCGCGCUCCUGCAAGGUGUCCUGGGAUUGGAAGGACCCACAGGAAGUGGGCCAGACUAUGAGCUUCCGUGUUCACCUCUUCUACAAGAACGGCCAGCCCUUCCCUGCCCACCGACCCGUGGGGUUAAGGGUCAACAUCACUCACAUAGAGCUGGCCCUAGACAUCCCCAUCACCCAGGAGGUUCUGCAGGAGCCAGAGUCCAAUGUGGUCAAACUGGCCUUCACUGUCCGCAAGGCCGGACGCUAUGAGGUAGCUGUCAAACUGGGAGGACUCAACGUGGCCUACAGCCCUUACUACAAGAUAUUCAAAUCAGGGACAGUGGACCCGUCCAAAACGAAGAUAGCCUACCACUUCUCCACCCUGGUCUUAGUAUAUGGCCAGCAGCAUACCCUGCAGAUUGAGCCUCGGGACGAGUAUGGCAACCCCACCAGUAACUCCACCUCACUGAUAGACGAAGUCAACUACAGUGUCCACGUCCACUCGCUGGGCACGGUGGAUGACGACAGCCUGGAGGAGUACUACUGUAAGUCAGUGACGUCCAACAAGCAGCUGUGCCAGGUACUGCUGAAAAUCACCCUGAGGAAGAAGGGCUGUUUCCGGGCACGCAUCUCCUAUACCGACCUGCCCCUCAGCAACGGGGAGUUCGACAUCAUUGUUCUCAGUGAGAACGAGAAGAAGUGUGUGGAGAAGAACGUGUCCACCACAGGGAUCAGCAUCUACUUUGAGGCGUACCUCUACGGCACAGGGAACUACAGUAACUACAGUAACUCCUCGUGGCAGCUCCCAGCCUCGGCUCUGAUGGCCCCUCAGAGACGGCCCUCCAUGGGGGACGAGGAGGACGAGCAUGACUCCCCUGUAGAGGGCCAGGCGGAGAAGGUCAAGAAACCAAAAAAGGUCUACUGCUACAUAUCGCCAAAGCAACUGUCAGUGAAGGAGUUUUACCUGAAAAUCAUUCCAUGGCGCCUUUUCACCUUUCGAGUUUGCCCAGGGACAAAGUUCACAUACUACGGCCCUGACCCCGUUCACAAGUACCUGACUCUAGUGGUGGAUGAUGGGAUCCAGCCGCCAGUGGAGCUGAGCUGUAAAGACAGAAACAUCAUGGCUGCCACCUUCAUCCGUUUCCUGCACAAGAAUAUCGGUGGCUCGGAGACGUUCCAGGACAAGGUGAGCUUCUUCCAGAGGGAGCUCAGACACAUCCACUCCAAGAGACCUCGCACCAAGACCUGCCUGAAGAUCACACGCCACUGCAUCUUGGACUCUUCUCUGAAAUCCACCCGGAACUUCUCCGUGUCGGACUGGAGUAAGAACUUUGAGGUGGUGUUCCAGGAUGAGGAAGCUCUGGACUGGGGAGGGCCGCGAAGGGAGUGGUUUGAGCUCGUCUGUAAGACCCUGUUUGACACCACCAAUCAGCUGUUUACUCGCUUCAGUGACGACAACCAGGGCCUGGUCCACCCCAACGCUGAGCGGCCGGUCCACCUGCGUCUGAAGAUGUAUGAGUUUGCGGGGCGCGUGGUGGGGAAGUGCCUGUACGAGUCAGCCCUGGGCGGGGCCUACAAGCAGCUGGUCCGCGCUCGCUUCACCCGCUCCUUCCUGGCCCAGCUCAUCGGACUCAGGAUGAACUACAAAUACUUUGAGACGGAUGAUCAGGAGUUCUACAAAACGAAAGUCUGCUUCAUCCUAAACAAUGAUGUCAGUGAAAUGGACCUGGUGUUUGCUGAGGAGAAGUACAAGUCAGGACAGCUGGAGAAGGUGGUGGAGCUGAUAUCUGGAGGAGCUCAGAUUGCUGUCAACAAUGAGAACAAGAUGCAUUAUCUGAACCUGCUGGCCCAGUACAGGCUCGCCAGUCAGGUGCGAGACGAGGUGGAGCACUUUCUCAAAGGUUUGAAUGAACUUGUUCCGGAGAACCUCCUGGCCAUAUUUGAUGAGAAUGAGCUGGAGCUGUUGAUGUGCGGUACAGGGGACAUCAAUGUCCAGGACUUCAAGGCCCAUGCUGUGGUCGUAGGAGGGUCGUGGCACUUCAGAGAGAAGGUGAUGAAGUGGUUCUGGGCCGUGGUGUCCAGCUUCACCCAGGAGGAGUUGGCUCGCCUGCUGCAGUUCACCACCGGCUCCUCCCAGCUUCCCCCUGGGGGCUUCAACACCCUCUGCCCCUCAUUCCAGAUCAUUGCUGCUCCCACACACAGCACCCUGCCCACCGCACACACCUGUUUUAACCAGCUUUGCCUCCCCACCUAUGAUUCCUAUGAGGAGCUGCACAAGAUGCUGAAGCUGGCCAUCAGUGAGGGCAGUGAGGGCUUCGGCAUGCUCUGAGUGGCCCUAUCCCUGGAGCUCACCCCCAGACUCUGAGUGGCCCUAUCCCUGGAGCUCACCCCCAGACUCUGAGUGGCCCUAUCCCUGGAGCUCACCCCCAGACUCUGAGUGGCCCUAUCCCUGGAGCUCACCCCCAGACUCUGAGUGGCCCUAUCCCUGGAGCUCACCCCCAGACUCUGAGUGGCCCUAUCCCUGGAGCUCACCCCCAGACUCUGAGUGGCCCUAUCCCUGGAGCUCACCCCCAGACUCUGAGUGGCCCUAUCCCUGGAGCUCACCCCCAGACUCUGAGUGGCCCUAUCCCUGGAGCUCACCCCCAGACUCUGGUCACACUGUGGUCCUGCUCAUACAGCAGUGGGGUACCAAUGACACCAGCGCCAACCAGGCCCCUGGUACGCCUGUUACCCGCUCCAUCUGCUUUGGACAAUGGACAUCCCUCCCCGACUCACACGGGCUACCCAUGAUCCUCUUUCAGCGGGAGAGGGCAUUAAAGGAAUUCCACAGGAAGUCCAGUAGCCUCUGGGACGUCGUCAGGUGUCUGCACUAUGUGUAUAUACUGUACAAUGUUUGCUUUUCUAAUGAAGAACAUGACGUAGUGUUAGAAAAGGCUGGGUAGUUUUAUUCUAGAUGUUAGAGUUGUUUAAUUUGACGUUUUUGAGACAAAAUAUAAAGAGCCUAGUGAUCUUGGUGUUGUUUUGGUUUUUUACAUUUUAUUUAGAAAAAAAGCUGAGGAAGAUUUAAAUGCAAAAGCAGCCUACACAAAGUGUGGAGAAGCUGCACACCCCAUAGCACUUUGGCCUUACCUGAUCAGGGAAGGAUGUGUGUGUGUAUAUACUGCGAAAAGUAUGAAAAUGUAUGUACUCAUACUUUAAGUCGCUCUGCUAAAUGAUUCAAGUGUAAAAUGUAUAUACAGUAUAUAUUAUAUCACUAUUUCAUUUCAAUAUGUGUACAUGCAUGUUAAAAGGUUGUCAUAGCAACAGUUCAGACAUAUUUUCAGACAGAAGGGACGAAAGGUACUUGAUAGAUCUUUGAGGUCAUACUUUUUUAUUGGUGGGAGUUUAACACAUUACAGAUGAUUUCAUGUAUUUUUUAGUUAUCACCGUUUCACAUCCACAAUUGACUUCAGUUUACAAAUACAUGGGUUUUCAAAAGAACAAACCGUUUGCUACCCCAUGUCAGUGUGUCUGUUUUAACUUAUGGACUGAUUCAUGUUGUUUUCACCCAUACCGUUGAUGACAAUGCUAUUUUGUCUUGAGCCGUAACAGUUUUUUGUUUUAAAAACUGCCUUAUUCAAGCCCUUUGCCUCAGACAUAAUCUGGAGAAGUGUGUAGUUAAACGAAGCCUAGACUAGCAAAAGUAUGACAACAGGGAUAUUACUGUUGGUAGUUUUUGCAGUGGAAGUUUGACAUGCGUAUAUCAAUCGGAUGUUGACGUGUGAAGAGAUCGGAACUCAAGGUUAUCUUGAUAGCUGUCAUGUCUUGUGCUCUUGACUGUUGGUUUUCAUUCACCGCCUUGUCUGGGUUUACCUCUGAAUCUCAUCUAUGCAUCCCCUGUGUGUGUGUCCCUGCCCAUGGUUGUGUGAUCUCACCUGCCUCCUCUCUAACUACUACCCAUAGUCUGCUGUCUCUGACUCCUACAACUCGGUAGAUAAGCCACCUGAGUAAGGGAUACUGAGACAGGAAACACAAGAUGAAUAUUUCUUCAGGAUUGGAAAAAAUAUUUGGUUUAAAAUAUACUAACUAUCAAAAGUAAAUGUAAUUGCUAAAAUAUACUUAAGUGUCAAAAGUAAAAGUGUGAAUCAUUUCAAAUUAAGGUAACAAGAUGGCACCAUUUUCUAGUUGUUUUAUUUAUUAAGGCAUGGCCAGGGUCACACUCCAACAUUCAGACAUCAUUUACAAACUAAGCCUGUGUGUUUAGUGAGUCCACCAGAUCAGAGGCAGUGGGGAUGACCAGGGAUGUUCAAUGGAUAAGUGUGUGAAUUGGACCAUUUUCAUACCCUGCUAAGCAUUCAAAACGUAACAAGUACUUUUGUGUGUCAAGGUAAAUGUAUGGAGUAAAAAGUACAAUAUUUUCGUAAAAUUUGUAGUGAAGUAAAAGUAGUCAAACAUAUAAAUAGUAAAGUACAGAUACCCCAUAUUGCAGUGUGCAGCUACCCACAUGUACAGGCUAUUUAGGAAAGCCAACAUCUAGAACAUAGCACAGUAGCCUAAAGCAGACACAUUAUUAUGCAAUAUUAUUGUAUUUUUUGUAUUCACCUGAAUCUUUAGCCUCACAACUUAACACAAAUGCAAACCCAUGACGGGUUACGUUAUUGUUAUUCAACUCUUCCUCGUAAUUAAACAUCACCUCACUCUUGUUGAACAGGAUACACAUAUCACUUCCCAAGCUCCUCGUACUAACGGAAUAACUUGACCUUAUUGGGAACCUCUUAAGGGUGCUGGGUUUUUGUUAUUGCUGCUGGGGUUGACUGCACACUGAAAGUCUAUGGGUAUUGAAAUGGUAGACUAAUCAGAUGACCUAGUCAACUAAAAUGGUAGCUGCUGUCAGACACAAGACUUGGCAGAAGUAGCAUUGCAUUGUACUAUAGGAAUCGAGAUAUUAAAUAUUCUUAUACAAACCAUGUGCAUUUACAAAAGUGUAAAUAGUUGAAAUGCAGUUCAGAUUUUUUUUUAAUGAAGAUGUAAAAAGAAACGACAGCUGUGAUUUUAAAGUUACCGUUCAGAUAGUGUUUCACUCAUAAGCAGGUCCUGCUCUCAGUGUUUAAGAUCCCAGCUCAAGUGAUGGGGAAAGCUCAGUGGUCGGUGUGGUUUGGUUUUGGAUCGAUGUACAUAUUGUGACAUCGUUGCUUACAGCUUGGAGGUGGGAAUUUUUUAUGUGUCAAAUAAAUGACAACACUGUGUGGGCUGAUGGAUGUCAGGGUUCCUGCUCUGCAGUCCCUUUAUUGUUCAUGGAAUUAAAACGUGAUGGAGAUUAUUACA
Oncorhynchus keta (chum salmon) is the source of this 7689-nucleotide messenger RNA. RefSeq names its product apoptosis-resistant E3 ubiquitin protein ligase 1-like. The transcript has 19 exons. Gene Ontology annotation, biological process: positive regulation of protein catabolic process; protein polyubiquitination; negative regulation of apoptotic process. Gene Ontology annotation, molecular function: ubiquitin-protein transferase activity. Bases 2240 to 4714 code for a protein of 824 amino acids. Lineage: Eukaryota; Metazoa; Chordata; Actinopteri; Salmoniformes; Salmonidae. The record is from RefSeq and is a predicted model, not a curated record.